AUGUUUGGAUCCAAUUCAUUGUUUGGUAAUUCCAACGGUAAUUCCAAUGGUAAUUCCAACAACGUUAACAACGUCAAUGGAAAUAUGAGUAACAUGAGAAACAACAAUGGGACAAAUACAUUUUCAUUUGGAUCCAACAGCCAGGCCAACAAGCCGACGGGAGGAUUCUCCUUUGGGGGUAAUAAUCAAACGAAUAAUGGAAUCAGUAACGGCGGUAGUAACGGUGGUGGUACAUUAUUUGGAGUGAACAAAAGUGCAAGUAAACCAUCUGGAUUGUCCUUUGGCUUCAACAACAACAACAAUAACAACAACAACAACAACAUCAACACCAACAACAUCAACACCAACAACAUGGGCUCAUCAUUAUUUGGCUCAAAGCCAAAUGCGAAUAUUUUUGGAAAUUCACAGACUGGCCAGACAAGACUGAAUACUUUGAAUCAAGGGCUGAGUGGAAGUAUGAUGCAACAGCAGCAACAAGAACAACAGCAACAACAGAAUCCAUAUAGUAGUGGCUUGGCCAGUAUGACAGCGAAUAUUUCCGAGAUGCCCAAGUCAUUAACAUCGCCUGCUUCCACUGAUGAUCCCAAAUUGAAGCGAAAACGGUCUACGUCAUCUACACUGUCGGUUCCGGUACACGAAUUCGCAGGGAGAGCGGGUUCCCUUCCAUUUCUUGGUAGCUCAGGAGAAUCUUUUAAGAAGAUGGGUGGAUACUCGGUGGAGAACGUUUCUGGUCUUUUCUCUGGGGCCAGAACUUCUGCUGAUGCUCAGAGUAUACCGAAUAAUGAUACAACCAAGGGCCAAACGAAGGAUGAGCUGGCUGCUUAUAGUCAACUGCAUAACGUUCCAAUCAAGAAGUUCGAGUACAGAAGAUUAGUGAUUAGACAUUCUAGAGAUGCCUUUAAAAAUUAUAAAGAGAUCGAUGCCAAUCAGGUAUUACUUAAAAAGAUUAAUGUCAAAUCGGUUGUUGCUUCAGGACGGUCUGUCUCUGAUUUUAGACCUCCGAAUAAGAAGCUGAAGUUGGAAACGGAGAAUGUGAAAGAAGAUGGCCAUGAAAUGGGGGAAAGUAUCACACCGAACGAAAAUCAACUUGUUGUUGAAGUGAGCGAUGGUCCUCCCAAGACGGAUGAGAUUAGUGAAGAUAAAAAUGACGGUGGCUAUUGGUGUUCUCCGUCCAUUCAGGAACUUUCAGAGAUGCCUUCUGCCGACUUGACUAGUGUUGAAAAUUUCACUGCCGGAAGAAGGGGCAAUGGACAAGUUAGCUUUCGAAUGCCUGUUGAUCUUUCUGAUUUCCAAGGCUGUUGGGACCUCUUACUAGGCAAUACAAUUGAAUUCAGAAAGAAAGUGUUGUGUAUAUAUGAAAAGUCUGAUCCGAAACCUUUGCCCGGUAACGGAUUAAAUGUUCCUGCGACUGUUACCAUUGAAGGAUGCUAUCCAAAGGACAAAAUAACCAAAAAUGUGAUUAAAGAUCCCCAGUAUCCUGGAUUGACUGGGCAUAUCUUUAGAUUGAAGAACAUGGAUGGGGCUGAAUUUCUUAAUUAUGAUCCUGUUAACGGUGCUUAUACAUUUGGCGUCGAGCAUUUUAGUAUUUGGGGUAUGGUUGAUGAGGACGAUGAUGAUCCUGAACUGGUUGCGAAAUGGCGGGAACAGCAGACGAGGGAGCGCGCGUUAAAAGAAAACGGAGAUCAAAUGAACAAGACUGCCUUGGAGAAUGCCAAUAAAUAUCAAGAGAGCUUUAUUCAGGAAACGCAAGAGAUGCAGGGUGAAUGGGAACUCACUCGUUCAAGAAAGCAAGAAAACGAGGGGGAAGCACAGCAUGAAUCACCUGCAGAACCUGAAGUUGAUGAUGAUAUGGAGCUGUUAGAGACCUCUGUUGACGAGCCGGUGGACUUUAAUAACUUAGUUCAUGUUCGAGCUUAUGAACCUGAAGUUAAUGAUAUCGAUAUGAUGGCCAUAAAGCAUGAUACAGAGUAUCCCGUGAACAAAAACUGGGAUGAGCAGCUUGCUUUGUCGUCUGGAUUUUGCUCUGUAUUCAACAGGGAUUUAUUAAAGGCUAAGAAUGUUAGCAUGGAUGCCAAAACUAUGAAUCAGAUUCUCUUCAAAGAUCAGAAGUCUUCAGAACUUCAAAAGGGUGUCACAGAAGUGCCUAAAAACUUUGAUCUUCUUCCACAGUAUAGGGAAGUUUUAGGUUUUGAAAUAUCUAGAGUCUGUUUUCAGGAGAGAUCGAACAGUAACUUCCCUGCAGUGAAGUUUGAUCAGAGUGUUUCACUCAACUCCACGUUGCACGGAUUUGAAGGUACCACUAACUAUGAAUGUUGGCACUUUUUGGCUAUCUUGUUUGAUGACAAUUAUUGCUCAGCACAUUUGGAAUCAAUGGACGUCGUCUUCUGUGAGCACAAGCUUACGUUGAGAGGGACUGUCUUGGAUUUGAAGCGUCGUGAACUACUCAGUGUUUGGCUACUCAAGCUGGGAGGAGAUACCACGAGAUCCAUAAUGAAGAAGGGAGCAUUGCGUGAUCCUCUUGAAGAAAUAUACAACUUGCUCUGCCUGAACAGACUUGGUGAUGCAGUGAAAGUUGCACUCAAGAUGGCUAGUAGUCAUAUUUCCGUGUUAAUUAGCGCUCUUGGCUCCAAUGAUUCUAUGGUCAAAAAUCUAGCUUCAGGCCAACUUGCUGAAUGGUCCAAGACAGGCACAGCUCAGUACAUUCCGCGUCCUAUUUUGAAAGUUUAUAAACUCUUAUCUGGUGCUAUUCUUUCGGAUGAUUAUGUUCCUCACCUUGAAGGCUUGAGCUGGCCUACAGUUCUCUUUUUGCUGCUAAAAUAUGGUGAUACAAACAAGCCUAUAAGCGAAGCUUUAAGUUCCUUCUUCAGCUAUGCCGAGUCUACUCCAUCAUUAUCACCAUCAGCUGACGAUAGCGAUUUUAUUUACUACCAACUGAUUAAGAUAUUUACUGGUCCAAAGGAGGUACUUAAUAAUUUUGACAUUGAGCUGCAGUUCAUGCUAGUGAAAAAGCUCAAUCUCCUCUUGAACGUUGAACCAGUUGUCUCUGAUAAGAUUUGUGAAUGUCUUGCCGAGAAGCUUGUGACAUUUAAAGACUACCGUGGGGCUAUAUUUGUCUGCGAACAUUUGACUGAUGAUUCUAAGGCAGAUCAAAUGAUAACCAAAAUUGUUCAGGAGCAUAUAGAUACUUUGGGUUUCCUAACUAGCAACGAGAAGCUUCAAGAACUUCAUAGAACGUUAGGAAUUCCAUUGGAUUUUUUGAAUGAGGCCAGAGCCCUUCGAUUCUCCAGCAAGGGAGAGUACGAGUCCGCAGCGAGGUCAUUAAUUGAUGCUCAUAAACUUGAGAUGGCUCAUAAACUCACUUUAGAGAGAGUGGCACCUGAAUAUGUUAUUGGCGACUCAAAUUUUACUCAAUUCAAAGAUAUACUCCGUCACUUCAAACUGCUUUCUAACUGGAGUAUAGGGGGAGAGCUCUACUAUGAUUAUGUCAAACUUAUUGGGAUGGAAAUCAGUAAGGAUAUAGGCUUGGACAACAAUAAUAGUGUGAAGCUGUUGGUAAGCAAACUGCUAAAUACCCUACCGAUGUUGGAGGAAGCCAACUUCCAGGUCAAAGUAGCUAAGACUAUAAUGUGCAAAAGAAUAAUAGGGCUAAUAUUCAACUUUGCUCUUGAUUACACAGCCCCUCAGCUACUUUCUUUGAAUCUUCCGCCAAGUGAGAUGAACUAUCUUAAGCAUAAGCUUCCUGUUUCAAACAGUAUUGAGAAAUGA
Messenger RNA from Brettanomyces nanus, 3765 nucleotides. RefSeq lists its product as uncharacterized. Gene Ontology annotation, molecular function: structural constituent of nuclear pore. The transcript has a single exon. Gene Ontology annotation, biological process: post-transcriptional tethering of RNA polymerase II gene DNA at nuclear periphery; RNA export from nucleus; protein import into nucleus. NCBI's taxonomy places the organism in Eukaryota, Fungi, Ascomycota, Pichiomycetes, Pichiales, Pichiaceae. Gene Ontology annotation, cellular component: nuclear pore cytoplasmic filaments; nuclear pore. The coding region runs from base 1 to 3765 and encodes 1254 amino acids. The record is from RefSeq and is a predicted model, not a curated record.